Molecule: messenger RNA, 879 nt
Organism: Colletotrichum truncatum
Lineage: Eukaryota; Fungi; Ascomycota; Sordariomycetes; Glomerellales; Glomerellaceae
Source: RefSeq, a predicted model, not a curated record
AUGGGCCAUGAGUUCACGGGUACUGUAGUCGAAAAGGGCUCCGCUGUUACUUCUUUUGACAUCGGUGACCAGAUUGUCUCACCCUUCACAUCCUCAUGCAUGCAAUGCUUUUACUGCAACAAUGGCUACUCUUCACGCUGUGUGCACAGCAAACUUUUCGGUUGCGGCGCCCUGGACGGUGCGCAGGCCGAAUAUGUGCGUGUUCCCAAUGCAGACGGAACUGCUAUGAAGGCCCCAAGCACUAUCUCUGACAAAGCCUUGGUUCUUAUGGCCGACAUUUGGCCAACUGGCUUUUUCGGUGCUAAGACCGGCUUCAACAUGCUGAAGGAAGAAGAAAGGUCUAAUGCCACUGCUGUUGUGAUUGGGUGUGGCCCUGUUGGUCUCUGCGCGGUCAUCUCUGCCCUCGAGUAUCGUCCUAAGCAUCUGUUUGCUAUUGAUAGUGUAGACAGUCGACUGGAGCUUGCUAAAAGUCUAGGCGCGGAGCCCCUGAAUUUCAAGACAGACCGGGCUGGCAUGGAAAAGCGGAUUAAAGAAGUGACGGAAGGCCGGGGGGCUGACGUUGUCAUCGAAGUUGUUGGACUCUCGCCAGCUCUGAGAACGGCAUUUGAUGUUGUUAGACCUUGGGGUGUGAUCAGCAGCAUCGGUGUUCACAACGGUGAGAUUCCGUGGACUGGGGAUGAAGCAUAUAGCAAGAACCUGCGAAUCCAAAUGGGUCGGUGCCCUGUACGAUCCAUCUUUCCCGAAGCCCUUGCCAUGCUGGAGAAGAAGCAAGAUAAACUUGGGUUCAUGUUUGAUCGCGUUAUGCCAUUGAGCGAUGCUGUUGAAGGAUAUAAUCUGUUCGACCUGAUGAAGGUCCAAAAGGUCAUCUUCACACCAUGA